GUCAGAGCAACGCGGGACAGUCAUUCCCUAGCUUCAAGCCUUCAAGCCGCAAGAUGUCAAGCAGUUCACUACCCACUUCUGGUGCUCGGGGCAAAAAGCGAUGCAUAAUUUGUGAAGAAAUAGUAACAAGUUAUGUUCCUGUACCUCAAGAAACUAAUGAUGAAGUUGGUCCUCAGCAUGUGGAUGCGUAUGUGCAAAAACAGCCAAAGGAGGGCCGCAACUAUGUAAAAAGAAAUUCAAAAAAGAAGAAAGGUGAGUACUGGAGAUGCUUAUGGGAGUAUCUAGAUGAAGAUAACAAGUUAAGAGCAGAAUGCAUCUAUUGCGACAGCACAUUUGCCGCAGAUACUAAUGUCAAUGGAACAACAAAUUUGGAAAAUCAUACAUCGAAUUGCAAAAACAGCCCAGCUAAUAGAAACAAAGGAGGUAAGCAAGCUCACUUGAUUGAUAAUUAUGUUGUUCCUAAUGGCGGUGAGGGUAAUGUUCUGGGUUUUAAGGAGGGUGUUAAGCUAGAGGAAGUUAGGAAAGCAUUAGAUCAUAUGCUUAUUAUUGAUGAGCUGCCAUUCAGAUUUGUUGAAAAACCCGGGUUUAGACAUUUUGUGAACAUUGCAUGUCCACUUUUUCAUAUACCCUCUCGCACAACUGUUGCACGUGAUUGCUAAAAGAUAUAUCUUGAGGAAAAGUUGAGGUUGAGGGAUUUUUUAGCAAAUCGUGCCAGAGUUUGUGUCACUACUGACACUUGGACAUCAAAUCAAAGAAUAAAUUAUAUGUGUCUUACUACCCACUUUAUUGAUG
Messenger RNA from Cuscuta epithymum, 792 nucleotides. The record is from the annotation of a GenBank genome assembly. Lineage: Eukaryota; Viridiplantae; Streptophyta; Magnoliopsida; Solanales; Convolvulaceae.